Messenger RNA from Cyprinodon variegatus (sheepshead minnow), 5829 nucleotides. It is a transcript of the gene meox2a, whose product is annotated as mesenchyme homeobox 2. The transcript is spliced from 3 exons. Gene Ontology annotation, biological process: positive regulation of transcription by RNA polymerase II. Gene Ontology annotation, cellular component: nucleus. Bases 500 to 1438 code for a protein of 312 amino acids. NCBI's taxonomy places the organism in Eukaryota, Metazoa, Chordata, Actinopteri, Cyprinodontiformes, Cyprinodontidae. The record is from RefSeq and is a predicted model, not a curated record. Gene Ontology annotation, molecular function: RNA polymerase II cis-regulatory region sequence-specific DNA binding; DNA-binding transcription factor activity, RNA polymerase II-specific.
AGCUUUUUUUUAAUAGUGUGGAUUUAUUGUGCUGUGCUUUUUGGAGGAUGAUCAUAUAUAUAUGUGGUCAGUAGUGCCUAUGCUGUCUGUGACCCAGCCUCCGUCUCACGUUACACCCUAUUUAUAACAUCCCCUUCCCAGGCUCCCCUCGUUCUGCAGCUCCUAGGAACCUCCUGUGCUUCCAGCUUCGAGCUCCACUCCUCUGUUCCUCCUGACAUCUGAGAAGUUCUGCAGCAGCUUGUCCUGGGCUAACUGUUUAUCCUGCGCAGCCUGCCAACCAGCCGCAUGCUCCGGAUUACCACAGGACGCCCAUUUUCCAGCUCAUUUUGCUAUUUGAUUUAUUAUUAUUCUUUUUUUCAGUUAAUGGAAAAAAUUAGGAAAAGUAACCUGGAUAUGUGCUUGUGAUCUUUCCAUUUGUUGUUUUUGGUUGAUUUUCUGACUUUGCUACUUCCACUCACCCAUCCCACCCUCACUAGAGGGCCUUGUGAGUUUGUACUCCAUGGAUCACACACUGUUUGGCUGCCUGCGGAGCCCCCAUGCCCCGGCACAGGCUUUGCAUCCCGCCUUCACCCAGUCUCCCCUGACGCUCCAUGGACGGACGGAUCACAUCUCCUACCCAGACUUGGCUUCUUCCUCAUCCUCCUCCUCUACAUCCUCACCUUCUCCAUGUGUCAUCUCCAGCUACCCGGGCGACGACGGUCUAUUUUCUGGGCAGCACCACCACCACCGGAGCCACCUGCCCUCCCAGCAGCAUCACCACCAGCCUCAGCACCACGGAUCCUGGCACAUCCCACAGAUGCCGUCACCCGGUGGCGGCGCACGCCACAGCAUUUGCCAUCCACAUCCCCUGUCGUCCCAUGAGAACGGGCCCACGCCUCCAGACCUGGGCCACCCCGGUGCACCCAGCAUAUGUGCCAGCACACCAACUCUGGGUAGUGGCAGCACCCCAACAGGGGUUUCCUGUGUGCCCGCAGACUUCGGCAGACAGACCCUGUCACCCGCUGAAGCGGAGAAGAGGAACGGCAAGAGGAAAAGUGACAGCUCAGAGUCCCAGGAUGGGAAUUACAAGCCAGACGUGAGCAGCAAGCCCAGAAAGGAGAGGACGGCGUUCACCAAGGAGCAAAUCCGAGAGCUGGAGGCCGAGUUCGCCCACCACAACUACCUGACCCGACUAAGGCGCUACGAGAUCGCCGUGAACCUUGACCUCACUGAAAGACAAGUGAAAGUGUGGUUCCAGAACAGAAGGAUGAAAUGGAAAAGAGUGAAAGGUGGCCAGCAGGGUGCAGCUGCUCGUGAGAAGGAACUGGUGAAUGUGAAAAAAGGAACACUUCUGCCAUCAGAGUUCUCCGGCAUUGCGGCGCUCCAUCACUCCACGGACUCCUUGGCCAAUGAGGACAGUCAUGACAGUGAUCAGAGCUCUGAGCAUGCUCACUUAUGAUGCACAGGCACACACACAUCCGUCCCCUCGUUCGCCUCGGGACCUUCCUUAGAAGGAACUGCUGUUGGAAGAUUCCCCAUGGCCAUUCAAUCAAACAACGAGGAGGGAUAUUUGUUUAAAAAAAUAGCUGCAGAAAUGAUGUAAUUAUUUUGCUCCUAACAGAUUUCUUGUUUUUUUUUUUUGUUUUUUUUCAUUUUUUCAACGCACCUAAAUGUUUUAAAAAGAAUCUUAUCAUUGAACAAGAUAACCUGAUUAAAUACAAAAAUAACUUUUCAAAUUUAUUUCAUUUUAUUAUAAAACAAAAAUACUAUCCAAGCCAACCCGAUCCUACCGGUACCUAAAAAUGUAAUUUCCCCAGAAGUCAGUGGUUGUUCUGCCUUUGCUGUCAGCAACCCUACCAAGCAAAAAAUAGGUUGAAAAUAUAUUGAAAAAAUAACAUGAUUUUAAUCUCCAUUUGGUUAUUAAGUGAAAGGUAAAAAAAAUGUUGUAAUUUUUCAGAUAGUAACGUCUACUAUUGGACCAAAGUGGAACAAAAUCAGACCGACCAAACAGCCCAAUUUUAAACAACUAUUUCUGGACUAACCUCUGAAUGAUGUCUGGUAUUUGGGGUGGACACCCAUCGCUGUGAUGGAAUGUUGAAUUUACUUUCACGAUGGGCAACUGUGGAGUUUGCAGGAGGGUUGAUGGUUCAAGCCCUUAUCUUGUCGUUGGGCAAGACACUUCACCUGCUUUGCUUACUGAUGGUGGUCAGAGGGCCUGGUGUUAUCAGCCUGGCUUCUAUCAGUGACCCCAGGGCAGCUAUAAUCUAAGAUGUAGCAUGCCAUCAUUGUGCAAAUGAAUGGAUGAAUGACUGAAAAGCGUAAAGAGCUUUGGUCAAGAUUCCUGACUUGAGGUGGAUAGAUCCAGGCAGGUAGAUUAAACUAUUUUGCAAGUGCUAUAUAAGUACAGACUAUUUUUAUCCUAGAAUUGUUUUGUCUGAAACAAAAAAAAUAGCAGGAUCCCUUCCAUGUUUGAAAAGGUGUUUCUCAUCUGUUUUUGUAAAGUAGUUCAUGGUGCUUUAUAGAUUUCUUGGCCCGCUUAUGAUUGUCUUACAGAUUUAUUUAAGUCAUUUCGUAAAUCUAAAGUCAAUGCAGUAAUCCGGCCUGGGUUUUGUAAGUGAAACUUGAUUCAACUGGUCAGCUGUUUUGACCAGUUAAUCAGUGCAUUUCAUUUUCUUCUUGUGAUCAGGUUGGCUUGGAUACCUUUUUGUCUUUAAUAUAUAUAUUCAUAAAUCCAUGCAUUUUGUAAUUACUCAAGUUGUCUUUGUCUAAUGAUGGCUUAAAACAUUCAGGUAUGAAAUACAAGCAAAAGCAAAUCUUUGAGGAAGUGAAAAGCUUUUUCCCUGUAUUGCAACUGAACUAUGGAAAUUGGCUAAAAGGAAAUCAUACUUAAACAUUCCAUGUUUUGUCUAUUUGCAGGAGCAGCCUGAAGCUUUGAUUUGCACUGUUGAACCAAAGUCUGUGCCUCAAUCGGUUUCUACUGUUUAAAAUGUAAAUUACGCUGUAAUUAAGUGUUUGACUCAACCAGGUGCCGGGAAAUCUGAUACACCUGGCAAAUAUAAGCGAACUGUAAAUAAUUCUUAGUUUUGUCUUACUGUAACAAUAAGCCUAUACCCAGACUGUUCAGCUCUUGCAGCAUUAUACACUGACAGCUUGUUAGCUGACAUUUUUCUGCCUGGAGAUACCUUUUUUGCAAAUGAUUUGAAACGUGACACAUGAGACAGUUGCAAAGAAUAAAACAUUAAGAGUGGUUUAUAAAGUGUCUUAUAUAGAACUUUUUCACUACGCCCUUCUGCUAAAACAAUUUUUGCAGCAUUUUUUUCAUGUGAAUUAAUCUAGUGUUGAAUAUAUAUUCCAACACACAAGGCUAAAAUUAAUGAAACAUUGCAGAGUGCAGAAAGCUGGCAACGUGGGCGCAUGUUAAAAUCACCUUCGCCCGAGGGCUGGGCCGGGACUUCUGCCAAGACUCGACAGAACCCACAAAGGAUGGGAUCCUGUUACCAAAUCCAGUUGAAAAUAAUUUAGAGUCUUGAUCUCAUCUUUCACCGCGUUGUGAUUGUGCAUGCUAAUUUGUCUUAGAGGCACCUCACGCAGUAUUUGAGGUUUAUAAUUUUUUUUUCUUUUAGCCCCUGCAGACAUAACCCUCUGAUCCUGAAUCUGAUCCCACUUUUUUUUUUUUUUUUACAUUACCACUGCAGAUUAUUCACAAGCGAUGAGGGCUCCCCUCUUUUUCCACUUUGAUUUAAAUUUGAACAAACAUUGUUUGUAACCACACAGAAAUGAGCCCUUGUUAGCUCUGUUAUAACCCCGAACUCCUGACUGUCAGCUGCUGUCCGUACAUCGAAAAUGUAAAGAAUGCAUAUCCUGAAGGUAAUUAGUGUGCAGAUUUAAAUUAUUUAAAAGGCCAAAGUGUGCUGAUUCGACUGGCUUUCUAUGAAUUUUCACAGUAAAAUCAAUUAGGGUUUAGUUUGGGUUUUUUGGCUCAUUUUAUGGUUGUCAUCCAGAAUGACAUUGCACAAUACAGGCAAACAUAGAAAAAGUUGAAAAUAUUAAGUUGAAAGCUUAUAGUAACAGCAGGAUGAUUGCAGAUAAAAAAAAUAAUAAUUCACUGCAUUUAAAUCCAUGCUUAUUCUAAAGUCCAUGUAUUUAUGACGAUAUGAUGUAUUCUGUGUGGAGUCCCCUUAAUAGCCCUCUAAAGUUCACAGUGUUGUUGAUCAUCAGCAGAUUUGCAGUGGCUUGCCAAAAUAUUUAAUAUUUUAUGUGAUAAACCAACCAUAAUUUGUGGAUAAAAGUGAACUGGAAGGACAGUGAUACCAAGUUCCAUAUAAGUAGCGUCAUAUAGAUGAGUUAUGCAACCAUCACUCUUUUUUUUCACAUUAAUUCGUUUCAUGAGAUAAUCUUUCCACGUUCAGCUUUAAUCCCAUUAAUGUUUGUUGGUCAAGUUUAGAACCAGUCAUAUAACUCUAACUGACUGACUAAUCCAGAACAUAUCAAUACACAUACUGCUUGUACAUUUUCCAUAUAAAAGUUUACCACUAAUUAAUCAUAACCUCUGAAACCUUUCAUUCUGUCUUUAAGAUACAAUAGUUACAGGAUUGUAGCUCGUGAUAAUAGAAUGUUACACAGUUUUUACUUUUUUACAAUCAAAAAGUAAUGGCUCAUUGCCUGCAAAAAAAUAAAAUAAAAUGUAUAUUUUUCCUAAUCUAUCUAUGCAGACAGCUGUCCUGUGUGUCAAAGGGUGAGAGGUGGGGUACACCCUGGACGGUCUGUCAGUCCUUCGCAGAAGCAAUAGUAGAAAGGAAAAACUCCUUUUUAACAGAAGAAAACUCCAACAGAACCAGAAACAGUGUGAGCAACCUUAAACCCGAGAUUGACUAGGGGUCCAAGGAAACAGAAGCAGACAUACAAAACUAACAUAGAACCACUGAUCUAUAUUUUCUAUGUUACAAAAUGUAACAUUAAACUAGCUCCACGGGUGGCUCUGUCUGGGAAAGAGCUCUGAGCCAGUUUCCAUGUCAAAGGGGUGAAAGAGAGCCCAUAGCUAUGUCUAGGAGAGAUUUAGAACUAAGAACUGAAAGACAGACCCAACUCAAUCAUCUAUAAUCUAAGGUGUGAUGGCAGCAGCCCAGCUGAUGUUUCUCUCCAGGAUAGUGUCACAGCUAAACAGGAAAUGACAGAUGAAUCUACUAUGAUGAGAAAGGCGGAACAUAAAUUUAGAGGUUGAACUAACAAAUACAGAAGGAAGAAUAGAGAUUUAAUAACGCAGAAUGAUGGAAGGGGUCCCUAUGUCCUCAAGCAGUCUAAGCCUUUAGCAGCAUAACUAUAGGGAUAGCUGAGGAUCAUCUGAGUCGCUCUAACUAUAAGCUUGAACAAAAAGGAAAAGUUUAAGACUAGCCUUAAAUUUAGACAGGAUGGAUGUCUGGCGGAUUAAUACUGGUAGUUGGUUCCACAGGAACUAAAAGAUCUGCCUCCCAUUCAACUUGAGAAAUUCUAGGAACUAGGCUACUAGAUUAAGAGCAAGGGGCUCCAUUAAGAACAUGAGGAAUGAUCAGAUCCCCGAUAUAAGAUGGAGCUUGGUUAUUUAGGGCUUUAUAUGUGAGAAGGAGCAUUUUAAAUGAUAUAGAAUUUAAAAGGAAGCCAAUAAAGAGCAGAUAAGAUAGGACAACUAUGAUCUCUCUUUUAAAUUAUCAUAAGAUCUUUGGAUGCAGCAUUUUGGAUCAGCUAAAGACUUUUAACUACAGUUUGUGGACUGAUACAAAAGAAUUGCAAUACGCUAGCUUUGAAGUGACAAAUGCAUGGAGUCCAUGGACUAGUUUCUCAGCAUCGCCCUUGGAGAGAAUAUUUCUCAUUUUU